CCUAUGUUUCCACCCAACGCCUCCCCUCCCCUGGUUCGACGCCUUCCCUUCGUCCUCGUCGCUCGCCCGUGCCUCCUCUGCCCUGCCAUCCCAGACUCCGCCGCCGCGUAGCAACUCCCCCUUCCUCACAGCAUCCAUCGGUCACCUGCGCUGCGCAGGAACCAACAAAGGAAUGACCUCUCUCCGCCACCUCGUCGUAGGCCCCACCUGCCACCAUCCCCAUGGCGUCACGGCAGCCACUGCCUCCCUCCAGCUCCGUCGCCUGCCCUCCUGCACCCGCCCCCUCCGCUCCCGCCUCUUCACCCGGGUUUACGCGCUCUCCAGCAAUGACAUCAGGGUUGGCACCAACGUUGAGGUCGACGGCGCGCCAUGGAAAGUUCUAGAGUUUCUCCACGUCAAGCCUGGAAAAGGUGCUGCUUUUGUCAGGACAAAAAUGCGCAAUUAUGUCACAGGCAAUACAGUUGAGAAAACGUUUCGAGCUGGAAGUACGCUACAGGAACCAUCCCUUUCAAAGGAAACCAAGCAAUUUACAUACAAGGAUGGCUCCCAGUUCGUGUUCAUGGAUCUGACAACAUUUGAAGAAAGUCGGUUGAACGAAGCAGAUGUCGGUGACAAGCAAAAAUGGCUGAAAGAGGGAAUGGAUUGCAAUUUGUUGUACUGGAAUGGGAAGAUCAUUGAUUUCGAGCUGCCCAUCACCGUGAGACUGACUGUGACUGAUACUGACCCCGGGGCAAGCGAUAGUGCACAAGGAGGAACAAAGCCUGCAACCCUAGAAACUGGAGCUGUUGUCACGGUGCCCUCUUUUGUGAACGUAGGCGAUGACAUCCUAGUUGAUUCAAGAACCGGACAGUAUAUGAACAGAGCAUAGAGGAUUAAAGAGGAUUUUGGAUUUGAAGAGCACUAGUUUUUUGUUCGGUCAUUUGUCCCGUUGGGGAUCGUGCUACGAGACAUUAUGUUCAAAACUUUCAGCUCAUAAUUCACAUCGCAAACUCCUCUGAUUCUAACUGAUUAACUGUGACCCAA
Panicum virgatum (switchgrass) is the source of this 1023-nucleotide messenger RNA. RefSeq names its product elongation factor P-like. Gene Ontology annotation, cellular component: cytoplasm. The transcript has 8 exons. Bases 173 to 868 code for a protein of 231 amino acids. NCBI's taxonomy places the organism in Eukaryota, Viridiplantae, Streptophyta, Magnoliopsida, Poales, Poaceae. Gene Ontology annotation, biological process: translational elongation; peptide biosynthetic process. The record is from RefSeq and is a predicted model, not a curated record. Gene Ontology annotation, molecular function: translation elongation factor activity.